This is a messenger RNA of Cornus florida, 1476 nucleotides long. RefSeq lists its product as uncharacterized. NCBI's taxonomy places the organism in Eukaryota, Viridiplantae, Streptophyta, Magnoliopsida, Cornales, Cornaceae. Gene Ontology annotation, molecular function: nucleic acid binding; RNA-DNA hybrid ribonuclease activity. The transcript has 4 exons. The record is from RefSeq and is a predicted model, not a curated record. The coding region runs from base 1 to 1476 and encodes 491 amino acids.
AUGCCAGCGAUAAUUGGGCGAUCCAAAUAUGAUGUUUUCAAGUUUUUACUUACUCGAAUGAAGGAUCGUCUCGCGUCUUGGAGGCAACAUACUCUCUCGGAUGGAGGUAAGGAGGUUUUGAUUAAGGCGGUGUUGAAUGUUAUUCCUACCUAUAUUAUGUCUGUUUUUCGGUUAUCGCAUAAGUUGUGUCUGGAGCUAAUGAAGCAGGUGAGGCUAUUUUGGUGGAGGAAGCAUGGUAAGCUUAACUAUGUGCAUUGGGCUUUAUGGAAUUUACUUUGCCAUAGUAAGAAGGAUGGUGGGCUCUGUUUUAGAGAUCUUGAAGCUUUUAACUCAGCGUUGUUGGCGAAAUAUGCUUGGAAUUUCCAGGAGUUGUUUCAGAGAGGAUUACGCUGGGUGAUGGGAGAUGGUGUUUCUAUCCAUAUUUUGAAGGAUAAAUGGAUCCCUGGUAUUUCUAUGCCUUUAGGGUCAAGGGAGUCCGCAGAUGGUUUUGACAGGGUUGCUGACUUGAUGGAUGGGUCUGAGCUUGUUCGUCAAGGUCGUUUGGACAAUCCGGUCUGCCAGCAAUGUGGGGUGGAUGUGGAAGAUGUUAGCCAUAUUUUUUUCCGCUGUUAUCAUUCGGUGCAGGUAUGGAAGUUGUCCCCCCUUCAUUCGGAUUUUCUUGCACAUCCCUCAUCUUUUUUUCUUGAAUGGUGUGAUGUAAUUACGGGUGUAUCAGUGCUUUCCGAGGAGCGUAAGUCUAUUCUUGUGGGUCUCGCUUCAUUUUGUCUAUGGGCGAUUUGGAAGGCUCGAAAUAAAAUAAUUUUUGAGCAGACAGAAUGGAAUCCUUUGGUGGUGGUAAAUUUGGCCUUGACUAGAUUUUGGGAAUUUGUUAAUGUGCACAAGAAAUGCCAACUAGUCAUUCAUCCUUCGAAGCGGACUGAUGCCCCUUCCCGCUGGAGCCGGCCAGUGCAUGGUGUUGUUAAAUGUAAUGUUGAUGCUUCUUUCUCGAAGCUUUCUCAGCUGGGAGGUGGAGGUGCAGUGUUUCGGGAUUCCUCAGGUUUGGUUCUUCAAACGGUAAUUUUUAAGUCUUUUGUGUCUUCGUCCGUGCUAGAGUCGGAGUCUUUUUGCUUUAGCCGUGCUGUCUUUUGGGCCAGAAUGUUUAAAUUUCCGAUGGUUUGCUUUGAGUCGGAUUUUAAAAAGGUGGUGGAUACAAUUGGAGGAGUUUGUUCUAGUGAUGUUUCAAUUGUUUCUUUAGUCUCUGAGAUCAGACAAGAGCUUCAAUAUUUUUCUAUUUUUUCCAUUUUGCAUGUCCGGCAACAGGGUAAUCGAGUGGCGAAUGCUCUUGCUAGGCUUUCAAAGAUUAGUACGUCUACGGAUUUGGUGCUCCAGUCACUGCCACUGCUGAUUUGUAAGCUUGUGGAGCUGGAUCUAUUGGAUGUUGCGAGCCUGCGUCUUAGUUUUGUUGUUGUUUUUAAUGAAGUCGGCCGGAAGUGGUGA